GAUGGAGUUGGAUGACUACAAAGCAGAGGGUGUGUCCGUCGAUGCUGGCCUAUCCUUCAACGACAACUCAGACAUCGUCACACUGAUUGAUUCCAAAGGUGGAAUUCUCUCCGUCCUGGACGAAGAAGUGUCCAUGCCAAAGGCAACUGACCAGACUUUCCUCAAUAAGGUCUUUAAGGCGCACGAGAAGCAUGCAAGGCUGAUCGUGCCCAAGAUCUCGGGCGGUGGCAAGUUUGGGAUCAGGCACUUUGCAGGAGAUGUGCGCCCGCAGUCCUUCCUGCAGGAACAUGCUGGCUACGGCUACGGCAUGGAGAACUUUGAAGCUUUUGUAGAGCGAGAGCUUGGCAGACGCCUGAAGGGAGAUGUGUAUCUCGACUAUGCGGCUGCUGGCCUGUAUACCAACACGCAAAUCGAUGCUCAUGCUGAAGAUUUGAAGGAACAGUUGUAUGGCAAUCCCCAUUCUUUGAGUUCUUCCGCCCAGCGGAGUUCGGAGUCCGUGGAAGCGGCCCGGGGGGCCGUGCUGCGAUUUCUAGGCGCGUCAUCCUCGGAGUAUGAAGUGGUAUUUACGCGAUCUUGUACAGACUCUUUGCACCUUAUCGCCGAGAUGUUCCCUUGGGUGGCGAAUCGCUCGGAGUACAGAUAUUUGCUGCAGAAUCACAACUCCGUGCUGGGGAUCCGAGACGUUGCGCGGGACGCCUCCGUUCCUGCCGCAGUGAUCUCGCAGGAGUUGGUGGAUGACUGGCUAGACAGGCUGGCAGAAGAAAAUGACACUGACUCAGAUGGACCACUCUCUUUGUUCGCGUACCCUGCAGAAGAGAACUUCGCGGGUCAGAUCUUCCCCCUGAGAUGGGCUCAAAAAGUGGCCAGUCGUCGAGGAAAACUGAAGCAUUGGCGGGUCCUGAUGGAUGCAGCCAAGUUUACGGCCAGUCAUCCUUUGAAUCUCACUGAGGCUCAGCCAGACUUUGUGACGUUGUCUUUUUACAAACUCUUCGGAUAUCCCACAGGUGUGGGUGCCCUGGUUCUGCGAUCCGAGACAGCAGCUGAGCUCAAGAAGCACUACUGGGGAGGAGGAACUGUUUCCAUCGCAGGGGCCGGGCGCACUGCCAGCGAUGAUGUGAAAGUCUUCAAGGGCCGCAUCGCAGAAAAGUUCGAGGACGGCACCGUGGCCUUCCUGGGCAUCGCCUCUUUAAGGCACGGCUUCCGUGCCCUGGAGCUGGUGGGUGGCAUGGCGGCCAUCGAGCGCCACACCAGCGCCCUGGCCUCAGAGAUGCACAGAGAGCUGCUAGACCUACGCCAUUCCAAUGGAAGCCCGGUUAUUGCCAUGUACAGCCGAGACCGGGGAGUAGAAGAUGGAAAGCUGGUGCAAGGUCCUGUGGUCACUUUCAACAUCCUUUCAGCUGAAGGCAUCUUAAUCAGCCACAUUGAUGUCAUGGCAGAUGCUGCCAAGGCUGGGAUCCACCUGAGAGCUGGGAUGCACUGCAACCCUGGAGCGGCCAGUAGCAAGUUGGGCUUACCGCCUGAAGCCAUCGCCCAGUUGGCCCAGGACCCUUCCACGCAGGGCUGUGGCUUUGGACCUGCAUUCGUGAAGUGCUCUGCAAGUGCAGUACAUCAAAUCCUGGAUGGCAGCUGCGGCCAACUCCAUACAGGCAAGUUACCAGAGACUCCGAGCUUUGGUGCUGAGCAGCUUUUGGACAUGCCUUUGGGCAGUGUUCGAGUCAGCUUGGGGUACUUGAGCACCUAUGAGGAUGUAGAGCGCUUGGUGAAUUUCAUUGUCACUUAUUCGUCCGAAGGCUUCCUUGAAAAGAACGUAGACAAGCCACCAGAUGAGGCUGCGGACUUGCUGAAGGCAUCGAGUCUGACGAUCCUCCAACAGAUUGGCACAACCAUCGCGGAGGAACUGGCCGAAGCGACCGGUGGAGCUGGCAAAAAGAAGGCGAAGACCGUGAGUUCCGGCUUCCGGAGCUCUUUGGCUUCAUUGGUGCAGAAGCUCAACGAGGCAGAUCCUCAUUUUAUCCGCUGUGUGAAGCCCAAUCCAGAGAAGGUGCCGGACAAGUUUGCAGCGACCCUGGUGAUGGAACAACUCACCUGUAGUGGAGUCUUUGAGGCGGUGCGCAUCCGUCAAAGCGGCUUCGCAGCGCGGAUUCCGUUCGGAGACUUCCCGGGGCGCUACAAAAUCGUGGUUCCCAAGGCCAAGCAUAAGGCCAUCUUCGGCGCAAGCUCAGAGGUGGAUCGAGCAAAAGCUUUUGCCGAGGCACUUCCCGAAGCACUGCAGCCCUUGGGCGGUAUCGCAACUGGCGAUCUGGUGCUUGGGAAGAGCAAGGUCUUCGCCAAGCAACCCGUGAUGAUCCGCUUGGACAAAGCUCGAGAUAUGGCUGUCUCGACGUACGCCAUCGAUAUCCAACGAGUCUGGCGCGGUGGCAGGACGAGGAAAAUGAUGGCAACAUGCAAAGUGGUUUUCGACCAACUGAAAUCGUGGUGCGCGGCCAAUGACUUCUACAAAGCCCCUGGCAGUACCGCGGUGAAGAAGCUGAAGACUCCGGAUGCCAUCCUGUCCGAGGCUGCAAAAGUUGACGACAUCUUCCGGAAGGCUGAAGGCCUGCCUCUGCCUGUGCCACGGCGCAAGGAAGUUGAGAAGGUGAAGGAAAGAAUGCAGAAGGAAGCCAAAGAGAUCAAGCAUAUCAAGGGUAUCAGCAGCAGCAUCAACCCUGUCGAGAUCGAGGAGGCUUUUGCUCGCGCGAAAGACCUGGAAAUUAUGGACCUCCCGGAGGUGACUGGCCUGCAGUCUCGCCUCAAGAAAUUGGCCAAGCAGGUUCCAUUGGUUAAGGCCAUUCAGACGGCGCUCGAAGAGGAGGACUUGGAGAAGCUCCAAGAAGUCAUGGAUGCGGUGAAAGCUCAGGAGUUGCACCACAAUCCAGAGGACUGGAUCCGAGAGUUGAAUGGCGAGGAGCUAGCUGGCCGUGUCUAUGACAACCUGGAGAAACUGAAGUCCAAAAAGAAGCAGAAUGAGAUCCGUGCCAAGCAAAAAGAAGAGGCGAGCAAACAGGUCUUUGACCAGCAAAAAGCCAACAAGCAAGAGGCGACCUUUGAGGUGGAUGAGGAGGCAGAGAAGAAGAAGAAGGCCAAAGAAAUGGCAGCUGCGCGGAAGUCGCGUGCAACCAUCACUGGCUUUAGUGAAGAUGACCAAAACAAGGCGUUGAUGGCAUUGAUGGCUGCGUGCCAUCAGUACGACUUCGAGGAAUUGCAGAAAGGCCUGGGAAUCGCGGCAACGAACCAGUUCGAGCCCUCUGAGACUUUGGACAAAGCCAAGGAAUUGCUUGAGAAGAUGUCCACCCAGGCUAGUCUCUUGGCGAUGCUCACGGACUUGAAGGAGGAGUUGAAGCGAGACAACAACUCUGAGGUCCUGAAGCGUCUCCAGAAUGUGCUCCACCGUGCCAAGGAGUUGGACAUGGACAAAACGGAGGAGUAUGUUUCUGCCAAAGAUUCCAUGCAGCAGUCCGUGAGGCAUCGAGCACGGAAGACCAUCAAGGGCAACGUUUUCGUGGAAAUGGCCAAUAUGGAGGACAUGGAACUGGUGGACGCCGCCUUUAGCACUCUGAAGGACUUUGAAGGACUCAAGAGCCCUGAGAUUUGGAAAGGGCAUAAGAAGGCUACAAUGCUGGGCCCGGCAGAGAACAGCGUUCCCGGCAUGGUGGCAACGAGCGAUGGUCUCUUCCAGCGAGGUCCGAAUCGCGAUUCAAAGCUUCCACAGCAUUUUGGAUGUGGUUGGAUGGGUGACCGACCCUUGCCAGAAUGUCAACGCCUGGGUUUCCGCGAGGACAUCGUGACCAUGGCCAAGACAAGCCCCAGCUUGGCAGAUGAAGUCUAUGUGCAGGUGAUGAAGCAGCUGACAGAGAACCCUUCGGAGCGCUCAGUCGUGCUGGGCUGGAAGGUCAUGUUGCGGCUGUGCCAACAGGUCCGGCCGAGUGCGAAGCUGGAUGAGUUCGUAAGGACCUUUGUGAUGCAAAGCACCAAGAGCCCCAAUCCAGAGGUGGAACAUAUGGCGAGGCAGUGCGUGGCCGACCUCAAUAUCAACUCAGCGCCUGAGGAGCUCCUGGCAGCGGAAGGCGACCUGAUUCCAGUCACCGUGGUCCUCAUCGAUCACAGCGUCCGAAAGGUGGUUUUCCAGCACCCAAACAUAGAUCCGCGACAUGCGGGCAUGGCUGCUGUGGAGACUUCCUUACCCUGCAACGGUCACAGCACUUGUGGAUUUCCAGGAACUGGAGACGAUUCUGGAGAGCCGAAAGCCAAGAGGGGGAGAUUCACCAACGCAGAAGGCUCAGGCAAGAUGUCAAGUGAUCUGCUUGAACCUGAGAAGAGGCCGGUUCUGCCGCUGAUACGAAGGCUUCUCAGUGAAGUGAAUCGUCGUAUCUUACAAACACCAGAGGAGUUGUUGAGCUAUGAGGAGCUCCGGGACUUUGCAGAGGCAACGAUACCAUCUGCAGAGGACUCGAGCAAAAUCGUGCAACUGCGGCAGCAGCUUUGCACAGCUCUCCACCAGUACUUCAGGAAGCGAUGGCCCAUCACCAAGGUUGAUUGGUCGGCCGAGGAGAUGGCGCGCGGCUGCGAUCGACCCACGGGAAAUCGGAGCUUCCCACCCUUCCAGAUCGAUCUCAGCGCUGCUGGUGUGCCGUACAUCAAUGCAGCCACGGUACCCGGCCGCGUCGAGGAGGUUUCUUACAUUGUGACGCAGCACCCCCUGCCCAGCACGGUGCUGCAUUUCUGGCAAAUGGUCUUGGAGCUGCAGCCCACAGCCAUCGUGAUGCUGAACGGUCACAUCCAUGUGGACGAGUCGCAGGACGGUUUUGCAUUGGCUCCCUACUGGGAGCCUUCCGCUGUCGUCGCCCCACUGGAGCUGCGAGUGGAGGAAAUGCGAGAAGAUGCAGCUUCCGAAUGCAACGUGCGAAUGCUGAUGUGCCAGCGCACCGAAGCAAAACGCUGGCGUGGCCCGCAGAUCGUGGUUCCUUGGUGGCGUGAUCAAAGUGAACCGCCCCUGGAAGGCUUUCUGCAGUUGGACAGACUGCUCGACAGUUUUCUGACUCCGGGGGAAGUUCAUUCAGUGCUUGUGCAUUGCGCUGGCGGCAUUGGUCGAGCAGGUGUGUUCAUUGCUGCAGAUGCUGGUGCCAGAGCAGCCUGUCAGGGGAAGGUUGACUGCAGCCCGGAUAGGCUGAUAGGCCAUCUGAGAAGAUGCCGGAUGAACAUGGUUCAAACUGCUGAGCAGUAUGAAUUUCUUCACAGGGCCUUGCCUGUUCUAACUGAGCAGCUGCGAGAUCGUGAAGGAUUGGCGUACAUGUUGCUGAUUUUCUCUCACUUUGAAGGCAGGCUGGGGGAGCAGCUCCGCAUUGGCAACGUGGAGGACUUUGCCUUCUUCCAGAUGACCGAUGGCCUACAAACACACAGGCUUUUGCCUGAUGGCACCCAACUUGCUAUGCUGGAAGAAAAGUGGGCCAAGCUCAAAGCAGCCACGCAACGAGCCUCUCAUCUCCUGUUCAAGCGUCGCUUCAUCAGCUUUGACGAGACCUUGAAUCCGGGAGAUCUGACGCACGCGACUUUGACCUAUCGCCAGGUGGUUUGGGACUACUUGAACUAUCCGGUCGCAGAGGCAGAAGACACGGUGAAGCACAUCGCCGCUGCCAUUCUACACCUGGAGUAUGAACACUUCAGACUGUACAUAGAAGCGCGUCGCUUGGAGGAUCCAGCGAUCCUCCAACAAUUGGUGCCGCAGGUGUCCUUGAGAAACCGACAGUACCGCAUGUGGAGCAGCAAGAUUCUGGACGCUCUGGAUGAGAUCCGCUCGAAGCGUGAGUCCUUAGAGGCCUCGAGGCUCAUGAAAAUGAGUGCAGUCCUUGAGAAGGCCAACAAAAUGCAGCUCUUUGGUGCUCACUUCUGGCUGGGCCGUCAGGUGGAGGGUGUUCCAGCGCAAGAUGCGCCAAUACCAGAGGCUCCGAGCAAAAACUGCCCCAUCAAUCGGAAGGCGAAGAAGCCUGGUGAGUACUGGAUUUGUGUGGAUCUCUUUGGUGUGCGCUUCGUGACAGCAGAUAGCCAGCCUGGGCAGAGCUUUUCCCGCGGCUUUCUCUUCAAUGAGGAAACCUUGGAAAGAGCCCAGCAGCUCAGGUUCAAAAAGAUUGCCAAAUUGAAAGGGAUUCCAGAAGAGGACGUGAGGAGAGAUCUUUACCGUAAGAAGGUCAUUCAGGAUACCAACUUUGAGCUGUUGAAGCCAUUCCUGGAGAAGUUUGCAGUACAAUUUCCUACAGGAAAAGAAGCCCAGGCUUGCUGA
This is a messenger RNA of Cladocopium goreaui, 6313 nucleotides long. Lineage: Eukaryota; Dinophyceae; Suessiales; Symbiodiniaceae. The record is from the annotation of a GenBank genome assembly.